Messenger RNA from Meleagris gallopavo (turkey), 968 nucleotides. The record is from RefSeq and is a predicted model, not a curated record. Lineage: Eukaryota; Metazoa; Chordata; Aves; Galliformes; Phasianidae.
GGGGGCCAGUGGUGGGUGGCGGCGGUGGGGACCCCCCAGUACAGUGCCACUGCGCUGCUGCAGGGAGGGACAGGCACAGAAGGAACCAUCACUGCUGCCGUGUCCCUGGCGGUGCUCACCAACACCCCAACACUCCGGGUCCGUGUGGGGUCCCCCACCCUCCUGCACUGUGCCUUCGCUGCCCCCCUGUCUCCCUUUAUCCUCGAGUGGCGUCACCAGAGCAGGGGUGCGGGUCGGAUCCUGCUGGCCUAUGACAGUUCCACCGCCCGCGCCUCCCACACCACCCCUGGGGCCGAACUGCUGCUGGGGACACGGGAUGGGGACGGGGUGACAGAGGUGACGCUGCGACUGGCGAGGCCAUCACCAGGGGAUGAGGGCACCUACAUCUGCUCCGUGUUCCUGCCCCACGGGCACACGCAGACGGUGCUGCAGCUCGACGUCUUUGAGCCCCCCAAGGUGACACUGUCCCCAAAGAACCUGGUGGUGACCCCAGGGACAUCAGCAGAGCUGCAGUGCCACGUGUCUGGCUUCUACCCCUUGGAUGUGACAGUGACAUGGCAGCGCCGCGCGGGGGGCUCAGGGCCAUCGCGAUCACCGGGGGGCACAGUGAUGGACAGCUGGACAUCGGGUCACCGCCAGGCUGCUGAUGGAACCUACAGCCGGACGGCGGCAGCACGGCUGAUCCCUGCACGUCCCCAACACCACGGGGACGUCUACAGCUGCGUUGUCACCCACACUGCACUGGCCAAACCAAUGCGCGUCUCCGUCCGACUGCUCCUGGCUGGGACUGAGGGGCCGCACCUGGAGGACAUCACAGGGCUCUUCUUGGUGGCUUUUAUCCUCUGUGGCCUCAUCCGUUGGCUCUACCCUACAGCUGCACGACCCGAAGAGGAAACCAAGAAAUCACAGUGACCUCCACUCCAGCUCUCAUCACCUCAGCUCCAGAUAAAGAGAUUUUCACCCCAAAA